This is a messenger RNA of Rhagoletis zephyria (snowberry fruit fly), 3274 nucleotides long. It is a transcript of the gene Fbxl7, whose product is annotated as F-box and leucine-rich repeat protein 7. Gene Ontology annotation, biological process: SCF-dependent proteasomal ubiquitin-dependent protein catabolic process. Gene Ontology annotation, molecular function: protein binding. The record is from RefSeq and is a predicted model, not a curated record. Gene Ontology annotation, cellular component: SCF ubiquitin ligase complex. NCBI's taxonomy places the organism in Eukaryota, Metazoa, Arthropoda, Insecta, Diptera, Tephritidae.
UUUUUAUUUUGCCAUCUUUCCAGUUCUCCGCCAUCUGUAGUCUCUCUCCAACGCACACCACUUAUCGUCGUUGUUGCUAUUGUCGCGUGCAACAGCACCGCCAUUAUUCUACACAUUGCCGCCGUCGCCAGGUCAGCAUGUCACACCAGACCGCACGCCGGCCGCUACCACCCACCAGCCUAGAAUGCCCCCUGGCAUCGUUGGGCCGCAACAGCAGCGCCGUCAUCGAUUCCCUUACGGGCCAUCAUCAGCCGCCAUAUCAUCAUCCGCUGAGUUCCAGUCCACUCGAUCCGCAAGUCUAUCAAAUGUCCCGCACCUCACCAGACCUCAGCAUCGACGCGGACGACAUCAUCUAUACACCAUCGGCAUCACAACAAGGUGGCACUGUAGAUGGACUGCUCGAUGAAUUGGUCGAUAUUGAGGAAGAUGCAGAUGCUGCUGCCGUUGCAGCUGCGUCGGCUCAACACAAUCACGCGCUGCCAGAAAUGUUUCAACUGCCGCGUAGUGGAUCGCAUGGUAGUGCCACAUCAGCCGCACGUAUAACACGACAUCAGGGUGGACGUUGCAGUGUGCCGACGGUGGCGGGUGCGAUCAAUGGAAAUACAGCGCGUAAUGUACAAUACUUUUUAGAAAAGAAAAUGGAUGCGCUCUAUUUGGGCAAUGCGAUACGCGCGCUGCCGCUGGGCUCAGAGGCGAACCAUUUUCAAAAUGAGCGCUAUUUCCUCGAGGAUGGACUGCGCAAUAUAUGCAAUUACAGCAAUGGCGGCGAACGGCUAACAGACGCGCACUACUUGCGACAUCGCACAUCCAGUCCCAGCGAAACGAGUGGCUCCGAUCGUUAUUUGCUCAAUCGCACUGGCUCGCCGGCAGACGCUUUCAGCUCAUCCAAUCAUUUGGAUAAUUUUUCCAAUUCAAACAACAAUAACAAUUCCUCCAACCAUGCGCUCGAUCAACGUUUCCAUCACACCAAAGUGAAAAGCCUCUCCGACGGACUCUGCAACAUCGGUCGCUUCUCACCUAGUCUAGACCAGGGCUAUGCCACGCUUGUUUCGCCAUCGCCAACCGGUCAUCAUCCGAACACAAUCACAACGCAUAGCAUCGUUCACCAUCCACCGCCGUCGACAACUACGCUAACAGCGGUAACACGCGCGCGACACAAUGACAAUGUCGCGCCGCCACCGUGGAACAAAAAGAUUUUUCGCUCUGGUCCACUCUUCGAUCGGCUGCCCGAUGAAGUUGUGUUACGGAUUUUCAAUUGGUUCGAUAGUUGCGAAUUGUGCAUUUUGGCGCGCGUUUGUCGACGCUUCGAUCAACUCGCGUGGCGGCCCACACUAUGGAAGGUGAUUUCGCUCAAAGGUGAACAUCUGAAUGGCGAUAAGACGCUGAAAAUGAUCUUUCGACAGCUGUGCGGACAAACAUGCAAUGGCUCAUGCCCCGAGGUGGAGCGAGUUAUGCUUUCCGAGGGUUGCCGCAUAUCGGACAAAGGUUUGCAGCUGCUGACACGACGCUGUCCAGAGCUGACGCAUCUACAGCUGCAGACGUGCGUGCAGGUGUCCAAUCAGGCGCUGAUGGAUGUGCUUACGAAAUGUACCAACUUGCAGCAUCUGGAUGUGACAGGCUGCAGUCAAGUGCUCAGCAUCAGCACACAUCCGAACUUGGAACAGCCACGUCGCUUGCUGCUGCAGUACUUAGACCUUACCGACUGCAUUGUGCUGGACGAUGUAGGUCUUAAGAUCGUGGUGAAAAACUGUCCGCAGCUGGUCUAUCUCUACCUUAGGCGCUGUAUCAAAAUCACAGAUGCCGGCCUCAAAUUCGUGCCAAGCUUUUGCGUCGCACUCAAGGAGCUCAGCAUAUCCGAUUGCGUGAACAUUACCGAUUUUGGUCUCUACGAACUCGCCAAACUGGGCGCAAUACUGCGUUACCUCUCGGUGGCGAAGUGUGAUCGCGUCUCCGAUGCUGGCCUCAAGGUGAUCGCGCGUCGCUGCUAUAAGUUACGCUAUCUGAAUGCGCGUGGCUGCGAAGCGGUUAGCGAUGAUUCCAUCACUGUGCUGGCUCACUCCUGUCCGCGCCUGCGCGCGCUCGACAUCGGCAAGUGUGAUGUCAGCGAUGCGGGGCUGCGUGCACUCGCCGAAAGUUGUCCAAAUUUGAAGAAGCUCAGCUUACGGAAUUGUGAUAUGAUUACGGACCGGGGCGUGCAGUGCAUCGCCUAUUACUGUCGCGGUCUUCAGCAGCUGAACAUACAGGAUUGUCAGAUAUCGAUUGAGGGUUAUCGGGCGGUGAAGAAGUAUUGCAAGCGUUGUGUUAUAGAACAUACAAAUCCGGGAUUUUGUUAAAAGGGCAAAUUUUUUGUUGGGACAUAGGGAUUACUGCGCUGUUGGCGCCGGAGGGUGCGCAGCGAGAAAUGAAAAGAGGCAAUAUAUAGAUGUAGAUUUGAGCUUUCAACAAUGUGGAUUUGAUUUCAUUUGACUCGAAAGUUGGAAAAUUUAGGCUGGAAGAAAAGCAUGUUAGUUGAAAUUUUAUAUUUUAUUGCUAUAAAGCUUUCGUAAGUUCUCUCUACUAGAACUUCAUUAGUUGAACUUAUCUUUGAUGUGUAAACCUUUUAUAGUAGAACCCCACAACAAGUUUUUCAGGUGUUGUAGCUUUUGGCGCUGAAGUGGUAAUAUAAACCUUACAGCUGAAUAGAGCGCUGAAAGCUUGAAAAGCUUGUUGUGGAACUGCGCUUUCAGCUCUGGGCAUGUGUAAAAUUUGCGUUAACCCAGCAAAAAAUCUGUUAUUGGUUCUUGUGUGUACAAAUAGACAUUUAAAGGCUAGUUCAGGGCUAUUUCAGGACCACUUGGGGACUAGCUGAGGAUCACUUCGGGUCUAGUUCACGACUAAUAUAUUUAUGCAUGUAACUUCUAUUCUGUAUCAGUGACAAAUUCUUGCCACAGUUUUUUACACGGAAAAAUAUAUGAAAAAUCGCAUAAUGAUUUGCCAAGGCGUAUGCGGAUGUUUGCACAUCAAAUGUUAUGAGUACCUGGUGCUCACGGCUUUUUUUAUUCUACUCGAUAGGGUCAAAAACUCUGCACUCUAUAGAAAUUAUUUUAGCUCAGUUAAUCAUAUGUUUCAUCAUUCUAAGUUUCUCUGGUGGUCAGCAAUAAAUCAGCUUAUAAAUCGCAUAACUGAAUAAAACGCCGAAAGCCUGAAAAGCUCUAAACACCUAAAAAAAAAGGUGAUGUUCGGUUCCACUCUAAGGCUGCAUUUCCACUAGGCAUUAAAUGGCUAAAAUUUGAAU